Cyclocybe aegerita is the source of this 1098-nucleotide messenger RNA. The record is from the annotation of a GenBank genome assembly. NCBI's taxonomy places the organism in Eukaryota, Fungi, Basidiomycota, Agaricomycetes, Agaricales, Hemipholiotaceae.
AUGUCGACCACUGACGCUGUCCUUCCAGAAGCCAAAAGACAGAAAAUGAUCAAGGCGCGUUCGACGAUUGGUACGCACAACGGUACCUUCCAUUGUGAUGAAGCGCUCGCGGUCUUUUUACUGCGCCAGACCAACAUCUAUCGCAACGCAGCCCUGAAACGGACUCGCGAUCCUGCUGUGCUUGCCACAUGCGACAUCGUUGUCGAUGUCGGUGCAGUAUAUGAUGAAUCUAAGCUGCUUUUCGAUCACCAUCAACGUGGUUUCACUGAAGUCUUUGGCCAUGGCUUCGAAACCAAGCUUUCCUCAGCCGGAUUGGUGUACAAGCACUUCGGGAAGGAAGUCAUCGCCAAUAGGAUACAACUUCCUCUCGACAACCCAAAAGUGAACAUUCUCUGGCUCAAGAUGUACAAAGAGUUCAUCGAAGCCAUCGAUGGUAUAGAUAAUGGUGUUUCGCAAUACCCCAAUGACAUCAAGCCAAAGUACCGCAGCCGUACCGAUUUAUCCAGCCGCGUUGGGGGCCUCAAUCCGUGGUGGAACCAGCCCACUGACGCGCAGUCAGUUGACGUUCGUUUCGAGAAAGCUUCUCAGCUCGCUGGAACCGAAUUCCUUGAAAAAUUCGACUACUAUGCCAAUGCCUGGCUUCCAGCUCGGGAUUUGCUCAUCUCUUCGGUCGCAACUAGCAAGGCACAAUUUGACCCAACCGGAAAGAUUAUCCUGUUCGAGCAAUUCCUCCCGUGGAAGGAACACUUGUUCGAGUUGGAGGCAGAUGACCGCAUCCCUGUUGUGGAACCCAACCAAGCUAUCUAUGUUGUAUACCCUGAUGAAACUGCCAACAACUGGCGCGUUCAGGCUGUUCCAGUCUCGUCCGAGAGCUUCGAGAGCCGCAAGGCUUUGCCCGAGGCCUGGAGGGGUUUGAGGGACGAUGAGCUUUCCAAGGCUUCCGGGAUUGAAGGCGGUAUUUUCAUUCAUGCGUCUGGAUUCAUUGGAGGCGGGUUUUUCUUGUUUGAUGGCAUGGCAUCUUGUACUCAACGUUGUGCUACAGGCAACAAGACCAAGCAAGGUGCACUCAAGAUUGCUCAGGCUUCCCUCGCAAUGUAA